AUGAGCGCGGCCACCGCCGGCUUGCGCGACGCCGCGGCCAUCCUCGGCGCCCUCUCCGCCGCCUCCGCCGCCGAGCUCCACGCGCACGCCCUAAAGCUCGGAUUCCUCCCCUCCUGCCUUCACCUCUGCUCGUCCUUCCUCAAGUCCUACGCCGCCUCGGGCCGCCUGGCCUCCGCGCGCCAGCUGUUCGACGAAACGCCCCGCCGCGACAUCCCUCUAUGGAACACUCUCCUCUCCGCCUGCGCGCGCUCCCGUCAGCCCCACCACGCCCUGCUCGCCGCCUCCGCCAUGGUAGGCGCGGGUUCCCGGCCCAACAACCUCUCCGUCACGAGCGUCCUGUCCGCGUGCGCGCAGCUGAGGGGUCUGGCGUGCGGGAGAGAGCUCCACGGGUACGCCGUGAGGAAUAUCCCCAUUCUCGAUCUGCGCCUUCGCAACGCGCUGGUGAGCAUGUACGGGAGGUGCGGACGGCUUGCUGAAGCGAACACGGUGUUCGCCGGCAUGGGAGACACCAAGAGCGUGGUUUCUUGGACCUGCAUGAUCAAUGCCUGCUGCGAGAAUGGACGCCCGGCCGAGGCGCUGGAGGUGUUCGAGCAGAUGAGGCUUGCCGUUGCCAAGGUCGACGAGGUCACCCUGCUCGCGGUCAUCUCGGCGUGCGCGAAAUUGGAUUGCACUACCUCGGAAUUGCCCAACUGGGUGGACCAGCAUGCAUGUGAGAAUGGCUUCUUGGAGAACAACGCCCGUGUCGCCAACGCGCUCAUCCAUAUGCAUGGUAAGCUUGGUAGGCUGACAAGGUCAUGUGAGAUAUUUGACUCGAUGGGCACGAAGAGGACCGUGGUCUCCUGGACAGCCAUGAUACAGGCGCUCGCCAUGCACGGGCAUGGCGUGGCUGCCCUUGUCCGGUUUUCGCAGAUGCUCAGGCAAGGGUUCUGGCCUGACGAGGUUAUCUUCUUGACCAUGCUCAGUGCCUGCUGCCACUCCGCGCUUGUGAGCGAAGGGCGCCAGCUAUUCAAGUCCAUGGUCGAAGACUAUCAGAUCACGCCAUGGAUGGAGCACUAUGGAAGCAUGGUGGACCUCCUGUGCAGGUCUGGCUUGUUAGACGAGGCGUUUCAGUUCGUCCUGACCAUGCCUGUGAAGCCUGAUCCUGUAAUAUGGCGUGUACUGACCGGAGCAUGUCGUGAUCAUGGAAAUAUCAGUUUAGCAAGGAAGGUGGUUGAUCAUGUGAUCGGCAUGGAUCCCAACCAUCGGGGGAAUUAUGUGCUCGCGUCAAACUUGUAUGCUGCUGAUGAGAAUUGGGGGCGUGUUCUGGAUGUAAGGGUGGAGAUGGGUGUGAGGAAAGAGACGUCAAGAUGCAGUACUGCUGUGUCGUCUUACGUUGAAAUCGAUGGUGAAGAAGAUGCAGAAAGCUUCUCUUCUAUGCAGCUCCAGUAACUUUUCCAUCUCCACUACUAUGACAUAUGCUUCAAGUACAAUCAUGUAUUUUAUGUUCUGUUACUAGCUAGGAUGCAGAAUUGUGCAAGUUUCUAUGC
Molecule: messenger RNA, 1526 nt
Organism: Lolium rigidum
Lineage: Eukaryota; Viridiplantae; Streptophyta; Magnoliopsida; Poales; Poaceae
Product: pentatricopeptide repeat-containing protein At1g11290, chloroplastic-like
Exons: 1
Coding region: 1-1428 (475 amino acids)
Biological process (GO): RNA modification
Molecular function (GO): RNA binding; protein binding
Source: RefSeq, a predicted model, not a curated record